AUGUCAGCUUGGAUAUUACUGCUCACUGUGGGUGUGUCUGUCCUGGGACUGUCCUGGGGUCAGCGAACUGAACCCAUGUUUGCCUCAGUAACUCAGAAUGUUUUCCCACCGGACUAUGAGAAUAACCCUACGCAGCUCAACUACGGCGUGGCUGUCACUGACGUGGAUGGAGACGGAGAUCUGGAGAUGUUUGUGACAGGCUACAAUGGCCCAAAUCUGGUGUUGAAGUAUGACAAGUUUAAGAAGAGGCUUGUUAACAUUGCGGUUGACAACCGCAGUUCUCCAUAUUAUGCACUCAGAGAUCGACAGGGCAAUGCCAUCGGAGUGACAGCAUGUGACAUAGAUGGUGAUGGCAGAGAGGAAAUUUACGUCCUUAACACUAAUAACGCCUUCUCAGGGAGAGCAACGUACACUGACAAGCUCUUUAAGUUUCGUAAUGGGCGGUUUGAGGAUCUCCUGAACGAUGACAUAAAUGAACAUAGGGACGUUGCCAAUCGCGUGGCUGGCCGGUCAGUCGCAUGUGUGGACAGAAAGGGAACAGGCCGUUAUUCCAUCUACAUUGCCAAUUAUGCCAGCGGAACUGUAGGUCCACAUGCUCUGAUUGAAAUGGAUGAAAGCUCAAGUGACCCUUCCAAGGGAAUCAUUGCACUUUCAAACGUGGCUGAGCAGGCCGGAGUCAACAAGUUCACAGGGGGACGGGGGGUCGUGGUCGGUCCCAUCCUCAGUCAGACCCUACCUGAUAUUUUCUGUGACAAUGAGUACAGCCCUAACUUCCUGUUUCGCAACAACGGAGACGGUACAUUUACAGAUGUGGCAGCACAAGUGGGGGUUGAUGACCCGAUGCAGCAUGGCCGUGGAGUGGCGUUAGCAGAUUUUAAUCGGGAUGGGAAGACUGACAUUGUCUAUGGAAACUGGAAUGGGCCGCAUCGUCUGUUCCUACAACUCAGCAAUAAUCGCAAGCAAAGGUUUAAGGACAUCGCCACACAGAAGUUUUCCAUGCCAUCUCCUGUUCGCACUGUCAUCACAGCUGACUUUGAUAAUGACAAUGAACUGGAGGUUUUUUUCAACAACAUUGCCUACAGAGGACCAUCAGCCAACAGACUGUUCAGAGUUUCUCGGAGAGAACACGGAGAUCCACAGAUCGAGGAGCUGAACGUCGGGGAGGCCGCCGAACCAGAGGGACGGGGAACCGGAGCAGCUGUGACUGAUUUUGAUGGAGAUGGACAGCUGGAUCUUCUGGUGACGCACGGGGAAAGUGCAGCUCAACCCAUCUCGGUGUAUCGAGUCACUCAGGGCUCAUCUAAUAAAUGGCUGCGUGUGAUUCCACGCACACAGUUUGGGGCUUUUGCGCGUGGGGCAAAGGUGAUAGUCUACACCAAGCGAAACGGCCCUCACAUGCGCAUUAUAGAUGGAGGAUCAGGGUACUUGUGCGAGAUGGAGCCAGUGGCUCACUUUGGACUCGGGAAAGAUGUGGCCACCAGUGUGGAAGUGUUCUGGCCAGAUGGACGUUCUGUGGCGAGAGCUCUGGAGCCCAGCGAGAUGAACAAAGUGAUGGAGAUCUAUUACCCUGAGAAUGAGGAAGAGGCGACCCAAGUGGUGGAGAUCGAGUGUGGACCAGGAUUUGAGGUCAAUGAAAAUGGCCGUUGCACUGACCAAGACGAGUGCACACAGUUCCCGUCUGUCUGUCCCUCUGAGCGACCCGUCUGCACCAACACCUACGGGAGCUUCAAGUGCCGUGCAAACAAGAGGUGUAACCAGGGAUACGAGCCUAAUGACGAAGGGACAGCAUGUGUAGCCCAGGUGGCUUAUUUUGGAGGAAACAGAUCCUCAGCCUUCAAGCUCUUGGCUUCCCAUCUUUGGCCUCUCGUACUAACUCUUCUCACUGUCUUUACUGCUUGCUUGGAGGCAUGAAGGGCAGUGCCUCCCCUCUCCUGACAUCUCUUCCACCCUGCUUGGUCUCCGAUUCUCUGCUUUCCUUUCAUUUUCGCACUGAGGUGUUUGGGAGUCAGCUGUAAAAUGAACUCUCCAUGGAUCUGUCGCUCUUGCAGUGUCGUCACUA
This is a messenger RNA of Sinocyclocheilus anshuiensis, 2059 nucleotides long. RefSeq names its product cartilage acidic protein 1b (gene crtac1b). The transcript is spliced from 14 exons. The record is from RefSeq and is a predicted model, not a curated record. Gene Ontology annotation, biological process: axonal fasciculation. NCBI's taxonomy places the organism in Eukaryota, Metazoa, Chordata, Actinopteri, Cypriniformes, Cyprinidae. Gene Ontology annotation, molecular function: calcium ion binding. Bases 1 to 1911 code for a protein of 636 amino acids.